Molecule: messenger RNA, 2332 nt
Organism: Manis javanica (Malayan pangolin)
Lineage: Eukaryota; Metazoa; Chordata; Mammalia; Pholidota; Manidae
Source: RefSeq, a predicted model, not a curated record
GGAUUAAUGAGAGGGUAGGAAAGGAGGGGAAUUCACUUGGCUCUUAGGCUUUCUGAGACUCUGAUUUGGAGAAUCAAAGUAGUUGACAUCUCAAGGGCAGCGAUGGUGCCACCCUGAAUCACUCUCGUCUCUUGCAGUCAUUACAUACUGACCACACCGGCCUCUGCUCCCCCUCAUCUUCAGCGUGAGGGGCUGGGGUGUAAGGGGAAGGGCCGCACGGGACAGAGUGAACAGAGUGACUGAUGGGAGUGGGCAGCAGGCUUCACAUUCUAGACCCCAGCUGACCCUCUAGGUGCCCGACUAGAAUGCCGCUUUCUUAGAGAUAGAGGUGUGACUAGAACUCUCGGAAAUUUGGCAGGUUGUAUGUAAGGUUCUGGAGAUUGUUUUGUGCUUGUUUUAAGACAAAGGUGUCUCUGUGGCUUCUCUGAACUGCCUCCCUUCAUUUCUUUAGGAAUUUUCUUUGAUUUAUUUUAUUUGUUGUCUUGACACACUGAGAUCUUAGUCAUGGUUGUUCUCGACUUUGGCUUGUUGGUAGUUAGGAGGGUAUAAGAAGUUAUCCAGUACUUUUCUAAACUUAGUUGUGCCUCUUCCUCCUACGGAGAAGAGGAGCUUCCUCCUAAUUCUGGCUCCUCAGCUCCCCUGCUAAGAGACAAAGAGUGCCAGGGAGAACCGGGUAAGUUGAUGAACAUGUGGCAUGUGUUGGUGGUAGUGUGUAUGGAGGGCACAUGGACUACAACCCACUGGAAACAUGUACUAAGCCUUGAUUUGUGUGGGGCCUGGUAGUUACAGAGAUAGAUGUUCCUGUCCUUCAGGCUUUACGGUCCGGUAAGGGAGAAAGGUGGCCCAGACUCAUAUAGCAUAACCCAGGCCACCUGCGGGGUUCAGGGUAAGGUAAGCCUAGAUGGGGGAAUCUGAGCAGUCCAGGCAAUUUCUCUCCAGUAAGCAACCAUGUGCACCUCAUGGCUUCUUGACUAUUAGAAAUAAUCUUGCCAACACCAUCCAAGAGUCCAACCAUGGAAGAUAGAAUCUCAGAGACACCUAGUGAAAGUUCAGUAUUAAAAACUAGGUAGGAAAGACAAACUUCUUCAUUUCUGGAAGAGAGGAGGAAGAAAGUAAGUCUGAUACUUUAUUUGUAGGUACAACCACAUCUGGGAAGCACAACUCCUGGGAUUCUCCACCUAUGCCCAGCAGCUCCUGGCCACACAGACGCAAGUUCCAACUGGUGCCCUCCAGGCGAGGGAUCCCGCUGAUCUUGCCUCCAGCUCCCAUGUUCAGCUACUCCAUCACGACCAAAGAUUUUGAGCGGGAGACGCAAGCUCAGUCACAGUGGCUGAAGAGCAUCUUGGAGGAUAAGACUGGGUGCGGUCCCUUCCCCUCUGAGAAAGAACAGGAUCAGAAGCACAAGAAAGAUGUGACCUCACUGGCAGUCCAGCUCAGCAGUUUGCAGGCUGGACAGAAUCAAGAAACAUCUGGACCACAAGGUGAAAUGAUGGUGGUGUGAGAGGUGAGACAGAGGCUUCCUCCUAAAACCACAUACAAUAUGAAAAUAUAACUAAUACAACUAAUCCUGAAAGAGCAACCGGAAAUGGGACUGUGCUAAACUGCAUACACCUGGAGAAAAGAAUAAAUCUCACAGAACAGGGUAAUGUACCAAAGCCAUGGCCCAGCAGGAUGCAGGCCCUUCCCCCGCCCCAGCUCUCCAGCAGGAGGAAGAGAAAUAGAGCAGGGAAGGAGUGGAGGCCUGGGACUUCUGAACAUCUAACUCCAGAGAUCUGCUGUGGGAGCACAAACCUACAUUUCAUGGUGUUUUCAUGGUAAUCUUGUGAUUAGGGGGUUGGAAAGCUAAGACAGGCAGAAUUCCUGGAGAGACUGGGGUUCCAGCCACUUGUGGAAAGCAGGGAUCCAUAUCCGGUAGCUCUGGGACAAAAGAAAGGUGGGCAGUCUGAGAGACUUCCUAACAGCAGUAGGGCUGCUAAAGGGCCAAGGAUUGCACAGGCUUACUGCUCAGGAGAAAGGACAGGUAGACAAAAUUGUCCAGGUUCAUUCUGCCCAGCAGGUUGGGAACUUUCACAAUCUUCAGGAACUCCAGCUCCCUGGCUGGCUGCAGAGCUCCAAGGACCCCCUCAAUGAUAUGCAGCCUACUGCGCCUUUCUCCCAGGCAGCACCACCUGGCUCCCAAACCAUCAAACCAUACCCUGGCAUUAGGCUGACCAGAGGAAAGCCCUGUCUACAGCAACUACAAAUGCAAAGCAUAGAGGCUUAUACCUGUGUGCUUGGCCCACUGGUCCUGGCAGUGGAGACAGGCAUAGCAGCCAGGAAGCAGGAAACAGCU